Molecule: messenger RNA, 3165 nt
Organism: Diaporthe amygdali
Lineage: Eukaryota; Fungi; Ascomycota; Sordariomycetes; Diaporthales; Diaporthaceae
Exons: 9
Coding region: 1-3165 (1054 amino acids)
Biological process (GO): proteolysis
Molecular function (GO): serine-type endopeptidase activity
Source: RefSeq, a predicted model, not a curated record
AUGAGGAUUCUUCCGUUGUUCCUCUUCUUCCUGGCCAUCUUGUCCACAGAUGCCACCUCCACAGAUCUUGUUCAAUCAAGCCAUGAUACCUGCUCGACCACAGCAGCACCUCCCUCGGAAAUUUCCAGCGAUGGAACCAUCGCAAGCCCGAUCGUCUCGACUGUCACAAACGAGUCAACUGCCGCUGUUUCGGGUGCGGUGCCUCCUGCCCUUUCGCCAUCAUGCACGUCUUCGCCCGAGCGAUCUACUUCCAGCUCAACUUGCACGGGUAGCUCCGUCGGCCUUUCACCAGACUCUACUAUCACUUCUUCUACUGGACCAACUUCCGCAAGCAGCAGUCUCACCCUGAUUAGUGACAGGUCUUCGUCCUGUGCAACAACUUCGGGGGUCAACACAUCUGUUUCACAGCCUGCUAGCGGAACAGGCUCAUCUGGCAGUAGUAUCUCCGACAGCACCAGCGCAUCUGGUACUACCUUAAGUUUGAUGGUAACGACUACCCGCUUCAGCCUGGAAUACAGCCAGCGGUACAGCUCCGUCCUUGCCCUCCUCGGCCUCGGCAUCUGUCCCAUCAAGCCCGGCAUCAAGUUCACAAAUAGUCAGCUCCCCAACGCCUCUCACUUUGGCAACUCAGACAUCGGUGCGACAAGAUUCAUCGACAAUUCACUCGUCUUCCAUAUCUCAGCCUGCUUCCUCAUUAGCUCUUCGAUAUCAACUGCCUCGGCUCAAUCCGACAUGUCUUCGAGCACCUCCGCAACUAGUCUGACUAUGUCUGCCUCCAGCAGCUCGAUGCUAGCCUCUUCAUCAGUAACUCCCCCACAAGGUGCCAAGUUUGCGGGUUUUCCUAUGGCAAACAUCACCAUCACGAUUGACGGGACAAAAUACUACCCGCCGCUCCCAGGUCAAGACCCCAUGAUAAUCAUCUUGAGCGAUUCUACCACAGCCAAGCUUACAGACCAGGCCAUCGAGCGAGAUGAUGUAUCCCUGCCUAUCCCCAGCUACCAAUAUUUGAGCCAAAAUGGUGGUUCCUCAAGCCAGCAGCUAUCUUCUUGGUCUGUGCAAUUUUCCACGCGCCAGUUCCAGCUUUCUCCAUGUUCCUGGGGUGUCUUUGUGUGCUUCCAACAAGCCGAGGCAGCUUUCACAAGUGCAGCCAGCUCUAUAGGAGACUCUCUCGCUUCACUUGGCGCUAACAUCAUGCAAGCUGGCAUCGCUGAUGCAGCAGCUGCUGCUGGCUACGCUUCCGAGGCCGGUAGCUAUGGUGUGAGCGCAAGUUCUCUCAUUGAUGGUAUGAGCUCUGCCCUGAGUAGCCUCGAGGGUGCAGCGGAGGAGCUCGAUGGUGCUAUGCAGGCAAUCAACGAAGACUUAGCAUCCUUUACCUCGAUUGAGUUGGACGAGCUUACGGCGGCUGGUCGUGUGUUCAGCUCGUAUCCCGAGAUUUCGGUGGCGAGAGGAAUGCUCAGCAAUCUCUCAAACAUCAUCAAAAUUGCGUGGGCGAACUCUGAAGCUGUUGUCCAAAGCCUCUGGGGCCUCUGUCAGACACAAUGGCUACCAAUCACUUCUGGAGGGGCACUAGUCACCAGUGUUUGGGGCCUCCAUCAGAUCAGCCAGGGAAAUUCGACAGAGGAGAUACCACAGGAGGAGCGGCUACACUUCAUUUUGUUUGAGAAAGGUUUCUCUAUCAAUGUCUUCAACGUCUGGACCUUUGUCCUUGAUCAAAACAAAGGUGUCAAAACUGCUGCUGAUCCGUCUGUCAACGAUGACCUGAAGAGGAGGGGGCUCCCGCCCGCUUACGGCCCAGGCUACACUACCGAGAUCACGUUACUAAAGGCAACGCUCAUCCGGCUGAUACCAUUUGUACGCGAUGUCUAUCUGCACCCUACUUUCGAGCAGAUGGAGAUGUGGGCUCCUCUCUUCGAUGCUAUGGAGGAAAGGCACACGGAGAGUGGUAGCCAAAGGCUAGCCUCACAUGAGGCCCUUACUGUCUAUCAAAAGCGCGAGUUUCGAGAGAGUGAGGCAUCAAUGAACCUAGCAGCCUUUUCACAUCGUAAAGGUAUGCCUCCCGAUUUCACUUACAAGAGAGACUCGUCUGGCGGCCAAGGUGUCACAAUAUUCAUUCCGGACAGUGGUGCAGCGAUAGAUGGACCUCUUUGGCAAGCUGAGAUGCAUAACCCAGAGUGGUAUGUGGUUUCAAAUCGACUAACUUUGGCCAACGUACCGGCGCGAUAUCAUGCUGCCGAAGACAUGAGUGACUUGGAAGCACACGGAACUGAUAUGGCUUGUCUAGCCGGCGGUGAAACGUUCAGUCUCGCGCCAAACUCCCAUCUUUAUCUCAUCAAGACCAGAAAUUACUGGCUCAGUAGAAAAGGAGGCGUUGCUCACUGGGAACUGAAACGAGAAAAUCCCGACGCGUUACAUGAUGCGUAUUUUCACAUUGUGGACAUAGUUGAGGAGCGGCAGCUGCAAGGGAAAGCUGUUAUAAGCAAUUCGAAUGGCGAGUGCUUCAGCUACCACUAUCCUCGUUACAUCAAAGAUAGUUCGACAUGGGAGACUCUCGCGCGUCGUCAAGCCGGCCCUUAUCUGACACCAGAACAGUUGGCGGAGUUCAUCUCGGGAUUAAUUGCCUGGGUUAACGUUAUGAACAAAGUCUACAGUGAUAUCGCCCAGGCAGCUAAAUCGAACGGUAUCAUUUGGAUUCAGUCGUCAGGCAAUCAAGGCUUUUAUCCUGAGGAGGCCGCGGACCCGAGAAUAGUGCCAGGUGUCAUGGUGGGAGCUGGAGACACGAUGCCCAAGUUCGGAAGCACCAGAGACAGUGAGAUGAUUACCGUCUCUGCAGCCUUCGAAGACGGAACUUUUUGGCCUGUUCAAGACGGAUGGAUUCUGUUCAGACCUCGACAUACAAGUGGUGCUGCAGCCUUGGUGGCUGGCUUGACUGCAUAUUUUCUGGGCUUGCCUGAGAACGCGGAUCGAUUUGAGUGGAGUGAAGCGAGAAACCAGCAGCUCCCUUGGGGGGUCCGCAUGAAGCAGUACAUGACGGCUCUGUCAUAUCAGUGGACAGAUGGGAUUGGUGGCACCAUUCAACCGCAGUACCUGGGAAGAUUGCCUUUCAACCUUCCAAGCAUUGUGAAUAUGGCCUACAAUGGCGCGUUCGGGCCCAUGAACAGUAAGUAG